AUGGAAGGUGCAUCAUUUUCUUGGAAAGAUAAUUCUUGUCUAUUUGAUCUUCAUCUCAAAGUUCAAUAUGGUACAUUGGUUGGAGUGAAAGGUGCCAUUGCUGCCGGUAAAUCAUCUUUACUAGCUGCCAUUCUUGGUGAGAUCAAUCUUGUCAAUGGAACAAUACGACAAUAUGUUCGCUCUGUUUCGUACGCUCCACAGUUACCUUGGAUAUUUGCUGAUACUAUACGAAAUAAUAUUCUACUUGGCAAAGUAAUGGAUGAAGAGCGUUACAAGAAUGUGAUAAAAGCAUGUUGUCUUGAUGUUGAUUUACAAAAUUUUGGUAAAGUCGCUGAUUUGAUGAUGAUCGGUGACAAAGGUGUCAAUCUGAGUGGAGGACAAAAAGCUCGAAUAUCGUUGGCUCGAGCUCUUUACACUGAUGCAGAUUUGUAUUUACUCGAUGAUCCACUAGCAGCUGUUGAUUCAAACGUAGCAAAGAAGAUAUUUGAUCAAUGCAUUGGUCCACGUAGUCUCCUUCGUGAAAAAACUAGAAUAUUGGUUACACAUCAGAUACAUUUCUUAGAUGAAGCAGAUCAAACAAUUUUGUUAACAAAUGGUCGUAUCGAUGAAUUCUAUAGUGAACAACCUGCUGACGGCGAGCAAUCGAACACAACAACAGAAAUGAAUUCAUCUGAUGACGAUAAGUUCAACUUUAAACUCAAGACUGCUACAACUGAUAUGAAUUCGAUUGUGAAAACCGAAACAUCAACUGAUGGUGCUGUCAAUUGGAACGUUUGGUUUCAACUAUUUACCGCUCCACCCUUACAUUGGCUCGGAUUUUUUCUAAGCCUUAUUUUAAUUUUCACUGCAGAAGCUAUGGAUGACUUUUCAAACCGUUGGCUUUCUUUGUGGUCUGCGAAAUCCGAAAAAAACCAAAGUUCAUCAUUCGAUGCUUAUGUCUAUCUUGGAUUGACACUGGGUACAUUGAUCGCUGCAUUAGUACGUGCUGGUUUUCUAUUCUAUAUUAUGUUAUGUGGUUCGACUUAUUUUCACAAUCAAAUGCUGACCGGUAUCUUGUAUACUUCGCUACGUUUCUUCGAAAGUAAUCCUAGUGGACGAAUAUUGAAUAGAGUAAGCAAAGAUCAACAAGCCAUAGAUGAAUUAUUACCUCUGACUUUAGUCGAUUCUAUCCAAUAUCUAGUGUUGACUAUCGGUUCUGUUGUCAUAAUCGGAACUAUUAAUCCAUGGGUACUUCUGAUUCUUGUUACAUUGACUCCUAUAUUUUGGUGGCUCCGUCGAUUCUACAUUCGUUCGAGUCGUCAACUCAAACGACUGGAAAGUGUAACACGUAGUCCGAUCUAUGCAUUAUUCUCAUCAUCAUUAGACGGACUCACUAGCAUUCGUGCAUUUCAAGUUCAAGAUGAUUUCAUGAACAUGUUUAUGGAAAGAAUUGAUACGAAUUCUCGGGCUUACUUCGCUCUCCUUGCUGCUGCUCGUUGGUUUAGCUUUCAACUCAGUAAUAUGGUAUCCUUACUCAUACUAGUAACAGCUAUCCUUGCAGUAGCUUUGCGUCAUCAAAUUAAUUCAUCAGCAGCUGCUCUCACCAUUACCUACUGCAUCACUAUAGUGGAUCUCUUUCAAUGGGCUGUACGACAAUCUGCAGAAGCUGAAAAUUAUAUGACCAGUGCCGAACGUAUUCAUGAAUAUGGUCAACUUGUGCCGGAAAAUCAUAAAAAUAAUAGUACAUGUUCAGUACUCGUUCAACUGCCAAAUGAUUGGCCUUCUCAGGGUAUUAUUGAAUUCAAAGACUAUACGUUUCGCUAUCGACCAGAGCUGGAUCCUGUAUUGAAAAAUCUUAAUCUACGCAUUGAAUCUAAGGAAAAGAUUGGAGUCAUCGGUCGAACAGGAGCCGGAAAAUCAUCUCUUCUACAAGGUCUCUUUCGUCUUGUCGAUCAAUCAUCGAUUACCGGCAGUAUACUCAUCGAUGACAUUGAUAUUGCUUGUAUUUCACUCGAUCAACUUCGUUCUCAUUUAAGUGUGAUUCCACAAGCACCAGUACUCUUUUGUGGUACACUUCGAUACAAUAUUGAUCCGUUUGCACAAUACUCUGAUGAAGAAUGUCUUACAGCACUUGAAGCUGUUCAACUCAAACAAUUGGUAUGCAAUCAUCCCGAUAGACUUAGUCAACUAGUGGCUGAAUCAGGCAGUAAUUUAAGUGCAGGAGAACGCCAACUAAUUUGUGUAGCACGAGCCAUUCUCAAGAGAAGUCACAUAUUACUCAUCGAUGAAGCUACAGCUAAUGUUGAUCAUGUGACUGAUAGUAUGAUUCAAAAAGUUAUUGCAGACAAGUUUCGUGAUCGUACUAUAUUGACAAUUGCACAUCGAUUGAAUACAAUAGCGAACAGUGAUCGUAUUCUCAUGUUACAACAAGGAGAAGUUGCCUAUUUCGAUGUACCUAGUAAUAUUGAUCUAAUUUAG
Molecule: messenger RNA, 2457 nt
Organism: Rotaria sordida
Lineage: Eukaryota; Metazoa; Rotifera; Eurotatoria; Philodinida; Philodinidae
Source: the annotation of a GenBank genome assembly